This is a messenger RNA of Colletotrichum higginsianum IMI 349063, 228 nucleotides long. RefSeq lists its product as uncharacterized. NCBI's taxonomy places the organism in Eukaryota, Fungi, Ascomycota, Sordariomycetes, Glomerellales, Glomerellaceae. The coding region runs from base 1 to 228 and encodes 75 amino acids. The transcript has 2 exons. The record is from RefSeq and is a predicted model, not a curated record.
AUGGCAACGGCUUUUCAGAACCAGCAAUAUCCCGGUCUCGCUCACGCGCGGGAGUGGACGCUCAUGAAGGUAUCCUAUUAUCGAGCUCCCCUGUCUGCGGCCCCUCUCGCUUUCACAUUGCACCGCCACAAGGGAGCUUUGAAGGUCCAGGCACAGCGCAGAGGCCAAGAGGGCCAGCCCAAGGGGGUUAAGGCCAAGCAAGUGGAUGCGCCCCCAAAACUGCACUGA